This is a messenger RNA of Acanthocheilonema viteae, 849 nucleotides long. The record is from the annotation of a GenBank genome assembly. Lineage: Eukaryota; Metazoa; Nematoda; Chromadorea; Rhabditida; Onchocercidae.
AUGCAAGCGCGGAGAACGUCAUCAGCUAGCGCAGUUGGCGAAUUCUUUGAUCACGCUUUGGAUACGUGCAAAGUACUCCCAUUCACCAUGACACUGUUUGCGCCUUUCGACGAGAGUGAUUCCCGCAUUUCACCCUUAUGCUCGCUAAUGUUGCUGAUUGAAAUGCUCACUUCUUACACACUUACCUUCUGGGAACAAUACGUCACCAAUAUCUUACAUAUUAGGUGGUGCUUUGAAGGACUAUAUGCUUGUUCAACUCACUCAUUACGUCGUCCCAUUUCAAUCAUCAAUGAGUUGUAUGGCGUGGUGGCGUAUUUGCUCUAUUCUGCUUUGAGCAGUCUGUGGCACAAUAAAAUGGGGCGCUUUUCAGAUGGCUCACGUGCUGCAUAUAUUAGCCUACUUCGAUGGCUACAAUUUGGUCACAGCCACAGUGUCAUCUACUCCAUACAACCAAUUGUUCCGACCAUUGAGCUGAAUGUGGCCGCACUGUUGUGGGCGCUAUUUUCACCGGGUCAAAUACUUUUCCUUGAUUUGCCUGUUUUCCUAUUUACUGUUGCGACAGUUAAUGCGAAUAUUAUUAGUCGGCUGAUAAUCUCCCACAUGAGCAAUUCCCGUGCUCAAAUGUGCAACACAACAGUAAUGCUGUACUGUGCAGCUGCGCUGAUGUCAAUGUCCAAUAUUUUGAGUGCAUCUGAGGAAUUAUUCUUGCUGAAACUCCUCGCUGUGUUCUCGUUUCUUGCAUACGUGCAUCAUUUUUACUGCGUGGUCCGGGAAAUGUCCGCAAAAUUGCAAAUCGAAGUUUUUUCUUUGGGCUAUUUGAAAAGACGUAGUACGAGGAAGCAAGGAUAA